Oreochromis niloticus (Nile tilapia) is the source of this 2957-nucleotide messenger RNA. RefSeq names its product calphotin-like. The record is from RefSeq and is a predicted model, not a curated record. The coding region runs from base 1 to 2523 and encodes 840 amino acids. The transcript has 2 exons. Lineage: Eukaryota; Metazoa; Chordata; Actinopteri; Cichliformes; Cichlidae.
AUGUGUCUGCCUUCGUGUCUCCGCCCUCUGUGUGUCUGCCUUCAUGUCUCCGCCCUCUGUGUCUCUGCCUUCGUGUCUCCACCCUCUGUGUCUCCGCCCUCUGUGUCUCCGCCUUCGUGUCUCCGCCCUCUGUGUGUCUACCUUCAUGUCUCCGCCCUCUGUGUCUCUGCCUUCGUGUCUCCGCACUCUGUGUCUCCGCCCUCUGUGUCUCUGCCUUUGUGUCUCCGCCCUCUGUGUGUCUGCCUUUGUGUCUCCACCCUCUGUGUCUCCGCACUCUGUGUCUCUGCCUUUGUGUCUCCGCCCUCUGUGUCUCUGCCUUCGUGUCUCCACCCUCUGUGUCUCCGCCCUCUGUAUCUCUGCCUUUGUGUCUCCGCCCUCUGUGUGUCUGCCUUCGUGUCUCCACCCUCUGUGUCUCCGCACUCUGUCUCUGCCUUUGUGUCUCCACCCUCUGUGUCUCCGCACUCUGUCUCUGCCUUUGUGUCUCCGCCCUCUGUGUCUCUGCCUUCGUGUCUCCACCCUCUGUGUCUCCGCCCUCUGUGUCUCUGCCUUUGUGUCUCCGCCCUCUGUGUCUCUGCCUUCGUUUCUCCACCCUCUGUGUCUCCGCCCUCUGUAUCUUCGCCCUCUGUGUGUCUGCCUUCGUGUCUCCGCCCUCUGUGUGUCUGCCUUCGUGUCUCCACCCUCUGUGUCUCCGCACUCUGUCUCUGCCUUUGUGUCUCCGCCCUCUGUGUCUCUGCCUUCGUGUCUCCACCCUCUGUGUCUCCGCCCUCUGUGUCUCUGCCUUUGUGUCUCCGCCCUCUGUGUGUCUGCCUUUGUGUCUCCACCCUCUGUGUCUCCGCACUCUGUGUCUCUGCCUUUGUGUCUCCGCCCUCUGUGUCUCUGCCUUCGUGUCUCCACCCUCUGUGUCUCCGCCCUCUGUAUCUCUGCCUUUGUGUCUCCGCCCUCUGUGUGUCUGCCUUCGUGUCUCCACCCUCUGUGUCUCCGCACUCUGUCUCUGCCUUUGUGUCUCCGCCCUCUGUGUCUCUGCCUUCGUGUCUCCACCCUCUGUGUCUCCGCCCUCUGUGUCUCUGCCUUUGUGUCUCCGCCCUCUGUGUGUCUGCCUUUGUGUCUCCACCCUCUGUGUCCUCCGCACUCUGUGUCUCUGCCUUUGUGUCUCCGCCCUCUGUGUCUCUGCCUUCGUGUCUCCACCCUCUGUGUCUCCGCCCUCUGUAUCUCUGCCUUUGUGUCUCCGCCCUCUGUGUGUCUGCCUUCGUGUCUCCACCCUCUGUGUCUCCGCACUCUGUCUCUGCCUUUGUGUCUCCGCCCUCUGUGUCUCUGCCUUCGUGUCUCCACCCUCUGUGUCUCCGCACUCUGUCUCUGCCUUUGUGUCUCCGCCCUCUGUGUCUCUGCCUUCGUGUCUCCACCCUCUGUGUCUCCGCCCUCUGUGUCUCUGCCUUUGUGUCUCCGCCCUCUGUGUGUCUGCCUUUGUGUCUCCACCCUCUGUGUCUCCGCACUCUGUGUCUCUGCCUUUGUGUCUCCGCCCUCUGUGUCUCUGCCUUCGUGUCUCCACCCUCUGUGUCUCCGCCCUCUGUAUCUCUGCCUUUGUGUCUCCGCCCUCUGUGUGUCUGCCUUCGUGUCUCCACCCUCUGUGUCUCCGCACUCUGUCUCUGCCUUUGUGUCUCCGCCCUCUGUGUCUCUGCCUUCGUGUCUCCACCCUCUGUGUCUCCGCCCUCUGUGUCUCUGCCUUUGUGUCUCCGCCCUCUGUGUGUCUGCCUUUGUGUCUCCACCCUCUGUGUCCUCCGCACUCUGUGUCUCUGCCUUUGUGUCUCCGCCCUCUGUGUCUCUGCCUUCGUGUCUCCACCCUCUGUGUCUCCGCCCUCUGUAUCUCUGCCUUUGUGUCUCCGCCCUCUGUGUGUCUGCCUUCGUGUCUCCACCCUCUGUGUCUCCGCACUCUGUCUCUGCCUUUGUGUCUCCGCCCUCUGUGUCUCUGCCUUCGUGUCUCCACCCUCUGUGUCUCCGCCCUCUGUGUCUCUGCCUUUGUGUCUCCGCCCUCUGUGUCUCUGCCUUCGUUUCUCCACCCUCUGUGUCUCCGCCCUCUGUAUCUUCGCCCUCUGUGUGUCUGCCUUCGUGUCUCCGCCCUCUGUGUCUCUGCGUGUCUCAGUUUUAUAUUGUGGUGUGACCUCUUGUGUUGUGGUUUCCUUCAUGUUUUAUUCUGAUAUGUUUCCUCAGCGUGUCAUGUCUGUGCUCUCCCUCGUGUUCCCUCGCUCCCUCGUCUGCCUCUCCUCCUCGCCAUGUCUUAUGUCAGUGCAUGUAGUUGGUGUCUCGUCAUACUCAUUUGGUUCAGCUGUGUCUUCCUCCUGUGUGCUGUUCGCUCGUUUCCUGCUGUGUAUUUAUAGAGUGUGCUUUCUCGUUGCUGGUUGGUCUGUGUGUUCUCCGUACGGUUCUCCCUGUUUUUCAUGUUUCCUCAUCGUUACGUUAAAUAUGGUAGAUCACGUUGUGCUGUUUGUACUCUCAGACGGUCGCUCCGGGACUCUCUUCACAUUGUGAGACUACAGACUGACUCGACUCAGCUCUGUAGAUGUGAAGCAUCUCUGAAAUCACUGAGUCGCCUCACCCCAGAAUCCUUCUCAAACUUGGAGGCAGAGUGCAGAACUGGAACCACACAAUGGCAGAUUUGUACAUGCAGCCGUAAUAACAUGUGAUCAAGUUGCACUUUGAACACCUGCUUUUGGAAUCCAAGCUUGUGUUCAGAUUCUGGAUCGAUAUCUGAGACUCUACCAGGCAGACUCGGUUCAUUUGAAGUCACAGGACCGAGGUCUCUGGAAGGAUAUGCAAACUCUGACAGUCCGCCAAACAAGCUUUGGUGUCCUUGGUGUCACUCUGCAGAGACCAUUGAACCCACUAAAACUUGACUGCAGGGGAGAGCAAGGGCGUAGAUUUGGUUUUGGCAUUGGUGGGGACGGAUGAGUCAACCACUGAAC